Molecule: messenger RNA, 1110 nt
Organism: Paramacrobiotus metropolitanus
Lineage: Eukaryota; Metazoa; Tardigrada; Eutardigrada; Parachela; Macrobiotidae
Exons: 2
Coding region: 203-625 (140 amino acids)
Cellular component (GO): nucleus; cytoplasm
Source: RefSeq, a predicted model, not a curated record
UGUUACAAUCAGUAACCUGUUACAUUUGAUGAUUUGAAUGAAAUUUGCUGUUAUCAUCUUAUGUCUAAUUUUUUCUUUCUCCUGCUUUUUCUUUAACUUUCAUUAAAUUUUUGGAUUCUUGUAGCUGUGAUCUUCUGUUAUCACUUUUACCUUCUCCUGUUGGACGGUUCCCAGUCAACGAUAGGAUCUUGCUGGUGAAAUCAUGGCAUCUGGCUCGAAGGCCUCUCCCAUUGUUAUCGAUGGAGCUCCCAGCAGCAAUCCCGUUACUCAUCCCCUCAUGGCCAGUCUCAAUACUGCUGCGGCUCAGUUCGCCAACAUUCCCGGAGCUGCUAAUCAGCAGAAAUAUUCGCUUUUGUUAGCCACGAUCGACGAGAUCGGGAAACAAAUCCGACCAGCUCAUACCCUGAACAAGAACGCGAUGGAGCAAAUGAAACGACACAUCGCCUUUGCCAAGCUCCUUAUUCGAGAGUUAAUGGCGCAGGUGGACAUGAAUCUCAGCACUAUGGCAGCGCGGGAAAGAAAGGAGUCUGGAUUUAUGCCUUCAGGGAGCACCAAUGUGAUGGUGAGGAAGAAACCACCCACGACUACCGUUGUGUCUCAAGGAGUCAUUAGAAACAAUAAUUAGUUGUGGGGCGCUGUGGCGUUACGGAACUGUGGUGAGCCGCUGGCGACCAAAAUUCUGUAAUGACUGACGGCGGCGUGGUACAUCAGAAGCACUCAGCACUAUUGGGAACGGAGAGUCGCCAGUCUUCGUUUUUAUCUCAAUGGAUAUGUUUGUUAGUUGUUUUUUAACUGGUAAUUUGUUGCAGCUUCUAUAACAGCCAUUAACAGGACUGGAGAGACGUUAUAAAGUAGCUUCCAGAGAUCGCACUGGAAAGUUGUUUUUGUUUCUCUUCCUGCUUUUUCUAUGCUUAUUGGAGUUUAAAAACUAAUCGGCACUCUGCAGUGCUACUGUACGUCCGUCGAAAUAAGGUCAUACGGAUAAAUUUUCCUCAUUUUAUCUGUUGCGACGUGUCUACUUUGGUCUCUUUGUAACGUUAAGUAUUAAGUCUGCUGUAAUAUUAAUCUACCGGUGCUUACCGCGCCAGGUCUGUUCCAAAAAGUAAAGCA